CAGGGCUGUGUGGUGUACUCAUGUGUUCGACCACGUUAGUUUAGCGAUGUAGCGGCUACACGUCAAACCCCGACUGUAGACUGCUUGGUUUGACGGUUGACAAUAACAUGUUAACUGGAUCUUAGGACUGUGAAUAUGUACAGCAAUGCAAAAACUAGCAUGUCGCAACCUGCCUGAUUUGUAGCAGCUAAUUCAAGCCGUUUUUGAUUUUGAUUCCAAGUAAAAAUGCAGGUCAUGUCCUGUGAAAUGAAUUGCUUUAUAGUGACCCUGCUCUGCUUUUGUCAAACGGGAGAACAGCUUGGAACUACUCCCAACCUUAAAGGCAUUGUGUUUGGACGAUGUUACGAUUAUAUGACACUUAACCCAGGGACAAGGUUUGACUGUGAAAGCAUCUGGUUGCAUUUCAAGGCCGCGGUUCUCCGACAGCCAUCUUGUAACGUGACAGUGGAGGACUAUCAUGAGAUGUUCCAGCUGAUGACUCAAAACUGGCCCUGUCAUACGUCUCUUUUCUGGAGUAAAACCCGGCCUCUUAUGCACAGCUACUCCGCAGUCUUACCCCAUCUCUGGACUCUCGAGGACACACUGGUGGGAUAUGUGUUCAAUGACCUCAUCUGGUGCAGGCAGCAUGUGGACACGGAUUUCGACUUCAGUGCAUGUCCGGAGUGGUCGUCCUGCCAAAAUCAUCCCGUCUACUCCCUGUGGGUACUGGCUUCGCAGAAUUUCGCAGAAACGGCUUGUGGCAACAUCACUGUCCUUCUGAAUGGCUCGAUUAGCGCCGCUUUCAGCCGGAUGAGUAUGUUUGGAAGUGUUGAACUCGACAACCUCAGCCCACAAAGAGUGCAUUAUGUCAAUAUACAUGUGGUGGCCAGCCUUACGGGACCCCAGAUAGAGUCAUGCAACCAAGGAUCCGUGGUGGACCUAAUUCAAAUUCUCCAGACGAGGGGUUUCCGAUGGACUUGCACGGACAAUGACCAGAUGCUGAUGAUGCUUCAGUGCUUUCAGAACCAGGAUUCCUGCAGAGCGACAAACCUGAAAAGCGUGCUAUUCACACAGCUCAAUUAA
Periophthalmus magnuspinnatus is the source of this 1062-nucleotide messenger RNA. Its product is annotated as ADP-ribosyl cyclase/cyclic ADP-ribose hydrolase 1-like. Gene Ontology annotation, cellular component: plasma membrane. NCBI's taxonomy places the organism in Eukaryota, Metazoa, Chordata, Actinopteri, Gobiiformes, Gobiidae. The record is from RefSeq and is a predicted model, not a curated record. The transcript has 10 exons. Gene Ontology annotation, molecular function: phosphorus-oxygen lyase activity; NAD+ nucleosidase activity. Bases 226 to 1062 code for a protein of 278 amino acids. Gene Ontology annotation, biological process: positive regulation of B cell proliferation.